AUGUUUUCAUGGCAUCAAGCCAGUACAGGACAAUCACAUGAAAUGGAUAUUAUCUUCUGCUGUCUUUCCACUCUCUCUUGCAUGCUACUUCACCCUUACUUUGUCUUCGAUGGGCCAGACUGCCCACAACUCAAGAGGGGAGAAGACAUCGUAGGUUCGACCUCCCCAUGUCUCCUUGUGCAGCACUUUCAAGAGCUGCUGCUAAUGUUUGGUUUCAACUGGCACAUGGCUCCAGGAGAGGCAGAGGCAGAACUUGCUUGUCUUCAAUUGUGCAAACUCAUUGAUGCUGUCAUAAUGCCAUACAAUGAUGCACUAUUGUUUGGCACAACCUGUGUUGUCCACAGUGACUUGCAUUCUGGCAGGUUCGAAGACAUGCAAGUUUACUCCUUGGAAGCCAUAGAAGAUUGCACUGGUCUCAAAUGGGGGGACCUCCUUUUGAUCACACUGAUGGGUAGUGUAGAUGAUGAUAUGGGCUGCCAGUGGUGCAGUGGGGAUGUUGCCUGUCAGUUAGUACACUAUGGCUUUGGAAGGACCCUCUUCCAAGCCACUAUCAUGCUCCAAUUUGUCAAGUUUAUGGAGUUUGUCACCAAGUGGCAUAAUGAUGUCUGUGAGAUACUGAGGACAGAUCCUCAGUGCCUCCUUGGAUGUAGGUACCAUGAACUCACCCACAUCAUCAAGGAGGAACACGUUGAAUUCCCCGACCCUGCCAUACUGGCAAUGUACCUAUUACCUCUCACAUUGUGGUUGGAUGGUGGACAUUCCCCCAUUGCCUUCGUGAUAUCUCAUCAGCCUAAUCUCACCUCCCUUGCAAUGUUCUGCUCACGGCAUCUCGGCUGGUCACUGGAUACCAUCCAGUCAAGAUUGAUUGACACUUCUGUUGGUGCAGCUAUGCAUGCACUUCUACAGGUGAGUCUCGCAGCCAUACUAAAUAUGCCUGUCCAACCUCAUCAUCUGUCAUAUACAGUGCCCAGGUAA
Pisolithus orientalis is the source of this 975-nucleotide messenger RNA. RefSeq lists its product as uncharacterized. Bases 1 to 975 code for a protein of 324 amino acids. The transcript is spliced from 4 exons. Lineage: Eukaryota; Fungi; Basidiomycota; Agaricomycetes; Boletales; Pisolithaceae. Gene Ontology annotation, molecular function: 5'-flap endonuclease activity. The record is from RefSeq and is a predicted model, not a curated record.